Messenger RNA from Atta colombica, 1470 nucleotides. RefSeq lists its product as uncharacterized. Bases 170 to 1279 code for a protein of 369 amino acids. Gene Ontology annotation, cellular component: proton-transporting V-type ATPase complex. NCBI's taxonomy places the organism in Eukaryota, Metazoa, Arthropoda, Insecta, Hymenoptera, Formicidae. The transcript has 3 exons. The record is from RefSeq and is a predicted model, not a curated record.
GGGUCUUUUUCGAAAUCCGGAAGUGCAUCGGCCACGUGAUGCGAAUCGGCGUCACGAGGUAACAGUCAGGUGUUUUCGGAGUGCCUUCUGCUCCAUUGAAUCAGUUACUGUGCGUACGGUUCAGCGUGAAUUCGCGUUUGUUUGACCCGGCCUUAACUCGAUUUCCAGAAUGACGAGAGGCACGGGAAAGCCGAGCAAUAUGGUCCGCGUGUCAUUUUUCGCACUGUUCGCCGUCUAUCAGCUUGCCUUCGCUUUCGCUUGCACGCCCGCUGUGAUCUGGUGCUCCCACGAUCAUGAUUCGUCCGACUAUGAUGCGACAUACAGAAUGGUGCCGUCGAGUCCGUUGCAGAAGUUGACUUCCGACGAAUUUGAAAAGAGUCUGUCGCAGUUGAAUGUUACCGAGCCAGUGGUCGUUGAGGAGCUAUGUGUCGAGGAUCUGCGGAAUAGCAAGGUGCUGUCAAAUGCCACUAAUGGUUCCAAAAUAUUUUAUUUCCCGUGUGUCGAUUCGCCCGACGAGAUCUUCCAAAAGAUCUAUAAAGAAAAACAGAAAAAAAUAGAAGUUAUUGAUCAUGAGUUGAACAUGAUCCUCAAGGACAUCGAUUCGAACGGAUGCAUAGCACUUACUGGAAAACAGUGUCGUUACAGCUACACUGAGCGAAUAAAGAGAGAAGCGCUUGCGGACAAUUUUACUUCAGAGUUCAAGAUAAAAACAGACAAUGUUCUAUUGUAUUCCGCUCAACCAUUGAUACUCAAAAUAUCUGACAAGCCGGAAGUGCAGCUUAUUCAAUCUAAAGUCACCGGAAUGUCGUCUCGUAAGAGCAAUGAUAGCGUAGUGAUAUUAACUAUCAAACUCACCGAUCAGACCAUCGGCAGUCUGACGCUCGACUUUUUCUUCGAGGUCAAAAGCGCCGGCUACUACACGUUGAAUAGAGUGAACUACGAGACGACCAAUGGAGUUGAUAAUCUAUCUACCAGGCGAGACAUUUCCUUUCCAUUCGGUUUCUCUUAUCAUUGCUCACCGAAAACCACCUUUACGGACGGUACUACAUUCUUAAAUAUCAUGGAUAUGCAAGUACAGGUCGAUCACAAAGAUGCGACGUUCAGCGAUGCGUAUGACUGCGUCGGUUUUACCAGUAUACCAAUUUGGACGGGGAUAUUCGUGACCGUAAUAUUGGGCUUGAUUAUGAUAUGGGCGCUCAUCAUGAUCAUGGAUAUCCGCACGAUGGACAGAUUCGAUGAUCCUAAGGGGAAAACUAUCACGAUUUCCAGCGCGGAGUAGAAUAAUAAUAAUAAUAAUAAUAAUAAUAAUGGAACUUAUAAUGCAAUUAUAGGUAUUGAAUACUCUUGCGAAAUCUAUUAUCAGAUAAGAUCAUGUCGAUUGUUCACGAUGAUGAUUAUUAUCUUGAACGUUUAAUGUCUCUAAUUUGAGUGUUACAUGUUUUCACAAAAACCGAGAAAGUAUUGAGUAGU